UUGCGUGUACUGCCCCUCUGAGAGCGUUUUAGUCGCAUUCAUCUUAGCAGUGGCCAGGUUUUGUUUUGCACUCUCCACUAGGGAAGAACUCUACUAGGGCGAGGGUAGGUCUUCUCUUUCUCUCUCCCCUUUUCUCUUUGAGCUAGGGUUUGAGAGAGAGAGAGAGAGAAUGGAGAGCGAGAGAUCGAUCGAUGGCGCGGGCCCGCGCCGCCGCUAGCACGUAGCGCCAAGCCGGUGAGAUUCUCCUUGUGGCAUCGAAAUUUUGAUUCAGUCGAUUCCUGGUUCGCGGUUGCGGUAAUCUUGGAAAGGAGCUAGGGAUCUGCCGCCGCGUCCCGUAGCGCAUCUGAAAUAAUCACUCCCUGGAAUGGGGGGUUUUCUAGGUGGGCGGAGGCAGUGUACUUUGGUCGGAAUGAUCCCGGCGCUGCCGCUGCUACUGUAGAAGAAGGUGGAGGAAUCGCUGCGCGACAGCUGGUUGAUUCCCAAUGUCGGGCAAAAAGUCGUCGUCCUCAUCGUCUCUCCUGCCGCUCAGGAGCAUCCUCCGCGAGUUUCAAGACAUCAGAGAUGGCAUCGGCAGCCUCUCGAGGCGGAGCUUCGAGGUCCGGCUCCCCUACCACCACAGGUCGAGGUCGCACAGCGUGGUGCUGGACGAGCCGCCGGUGAGGGACGUGGUGGUGCUCCAGCAAAGCAGAUGGGCGAGCAUGCCCCCGGAGCUCCUGCGCGAUGUGAUCCAGCGGCUGGAGUCGAGCGAGCACACUUGGCCCGCCCGCAAGAACGUUGUGGUGUGCGCGGAGGUUUGCAGCCAGUGGAGAGACAUCGCCAAGGAGCUCGUCAAGACGCCCGAGCAGUCGGGGAAGCUGACCUUCCCCAUAUCGCUCAAACAGCCUGGGCCGCGCGAUGCUACCAUGCAGUGUUUCAUCAAGCGAGACAGGGCAACGUCGACGUAUCACUUGUGCUUGGGGCUUUCUCCCAGUAAGAAAAGUCAACUCUUUAAUGUUUUUUUGUUCGGUUUCUUACGUACGGAAGACUUUGAUGCAGGCUUGCAGGAGCACGGGAAGUUUCUCCUGGCAGCACGGAAGGUAAGGCGUGCGACAACCACCGAUUACAUUAUUUCCCUCGAUCCGGAAGAUUUCUCGCGGGGAAGCACUUCAUACGUUGGGAAAUUACGAUCGAAUUUUCUCGGUACCAAGUUUACGAUUUAUGAUAGUCAACCUCCACACGUUGGCGCAAUGCCUUCCAACAGCAGGGUUGGGAGACGCUUCGGCUCCAAACAGAUAUCUCCGCGCGUCCCCUCCGGGAGUUACAACGUGGCGCACAUCGCCUACGAGCUAAACGUACUCGGGACGAGGGGGCCGAGGCGAAUGCAAGUUACUAUACACUCCAUCCCGGCGUCGGCCAUGGACCCAGGCGGUGUCGCCCCCACUCCAACGGUAUUUGCAAACCCGCUGGAAGACGCCCAGCUUCCGUUCCCGGUCUCCAAAUCCAAGGUCUCGGACUGCAGCACAGCUCCAGUCGUGGUCCCUUACAGCGGCGUGAUGAGCAAAGACGGCCCGCUUGUGCUCAAGAACAAGGCCCCCAGGUGGCACGAUCAACUCCAGUGCUGGUGUCUCAAUUUCCGGGGCCGUGUUACAGUGGCCUCUGUGAAGAACUUCCAGCUGGUGGCCGCUCUGGAGCCGGGGCAACAGGCUCACGCGGACCAUGACAAGGUCCUCCUACAGUUUGGGAAGAUUGGAAAGGAUAUGUUCACCAUGGACUACAGGUAUCCGCUGUCGGCUUUCCAGGCAUUCGGGAUUUGCCUCAGCAGCUUUGACACGAAGCUGGCCUGCGAGUGAUUCUUGGUAGCGGUGGGUGAUGCCGCUGGUGAUGGUCUCUUACGAAAAUAAGAGAAGGUUUGGAGGGGCAUUUCAUGCGUUUGAUUCGUUGCUGGGGAUUGAUACAAAGCAGGGAAGGGGAAGAUUGGUUGAGGUACCUACGUAAAAGCUUCAGAGAGCUCAAGGAUUGCUUUUACAGGUUGAAGAAGCUGCGAAAAGUGUUGGGUGGUCCGACUGGUAGGUGAUGUUCGUUCGUUCUUUCGAAGAUUUGGAUUUCCAGCUUCUUUUGCGAAGGAAAAGAGAAGAAAAAACGAAAGAAAAAAAGAGCUCGCUCGUAGACUUUGGGAGUUAAGAACCUUGAGAAAUUUUUUUCCGAGGGUGGGGAAGUUCUAAAAGUUAAUAUAAUGUACAAUGUAUUUUUAAAGGUGGGAAAA
Messenger RNA from Selaginella moellendorffii, 2242 nucleotides. Its product is annotated as tubby-like F-box protein 3. NCBI's taxonomy places the organism in Eukaryota, Viridiplantae, Streptophyta, Lycopodiopsida, Selaginellales, Selaginellaceae. The record is from RefSeq and is a predicted model, not a curated record. The coding region runs from base 483 to 1829 and encodes 448 amino acids. The transcript has 3 exons.